Messenger RNA from Photinus pyralis (common eastern firefly), 2970 nucleotides. RefSeq lists its product as uncharacterized. The transcript has 3 exons. Gene Ontology annotation, biological process: DNA integration. The record is from RefSeq and is a predicted model, not a curated record. Lineage: Eukaryota; Metazoa; Arthropoda; Insecta; Coleoptera; Lampyridae. Bases 1 to 2970 code for a protein of 989 amino acids. Gene Ontology annotation, molecular function: nucleic acid binding.
AUGCAAUUACAAAAAUCCGUUAACGAAGUAGAUGCGGACGAUACUGAUGAUGAGAACCAACCAGUAUUUUAUAUAAAUAAUGUAGAUGAGUUUAAUCCUGAAAAAAUGUGGUUAGAGGUGAGGUUAAAUAAUGAAUUCAUGAAAAUGGAGCUUGAUAGCGGUUCAGCUGUUUCAAUUAUUAGUUAUGUAGAUUAUAAGAAACAUCUAAAUAAUGUUAAAUUAAUACCUACUCCAAUUAGGUUGAAAUCUUACACUGAUAAUGAUUUAAAUGUUUUAGGGAAGCUACAGGUGACGGUGACUCUCGAGGAGGAAUCAAAUGAACUUCCUUUGUAUGUCAUAUCAGGAAAUAAAACACCAUUAUUUGGUAGAGAAUGGAUAAGGGGAUUUUCAGCAGAUACGCUAAGUAAAAUGUUUCAUACGGUAAAUGCUGUUCAAGUUUCAAAUACUGCCCAAUCCGUUACUGGCACUGAAUCAGUUCUUAAAAAAUUAUUAGGUAAAUAUUCUGUCUUAUUUGAUAAGCAAAUAGGAGAAAUGAAAGGUGAACCUGUUUCAAUAAAUUUAAAAGCCAAUGCAAAUAUACCUUUCUUUAGAGCUAGACCCGUUCCAUUUGCAAUAAAAAAAUUAGUUGAGGACGAAAUUGACAAUUUGGUUAGGGAAGGUGUAUUAGAAAAAAUAGAUUACAGUGAUUAUGCAACACCUAUUGUACCGGUAGUAAAAUCUGGAAAUAAAAUACGUUUAUGUGCAGACUUUAAGGUAACUUUAAAUCCAAAUUUAGUGGUGGAUGAACAUCCUUUGCCUACCACUGAUGAAUUGUUUCAAGAUUUAGCUGGAGGGGAAAAAUUCACUAAAAUUGACUUAACUAAAGCAUACCUACAAAUGAGAGUUCGUGAUGAGGACCAGAAAUUUCUUACACUAAAUACACAUAAGGGUCUUUAUAAAUGCACACGAUUAAUGUACGGCUUAAGUUGCGCCCCUGCUAAAUUUCAAAGAAAAAUUGAAAAUAUUUUGUCAGGAAUACCCGGCAUUGCUGUGUUCAUAGAUGAUUGUAGACUAACUGCUCCAAACGAUAAAAUUCAUCUUGAACGAUUAGAAGAGGUAUUUAAAAGAUUAUUAAAUUACAAUAUCAAAGUAAAUUUAAGUAAAUCAGAGUUCCUAAAAAAUGAAAUUGAAUAUUGUGGUUACCGAAUUGAUAAGUUUGGUAUUCAUAAAACUAAAAGUAAAGUAGAUAUGGUAGUCAAUGCUUUACAACCAAAAAAUAUCCAAGAACUUCAAUCAUUACUAGGACUUAUAAACUACUAUGGUAGAUUUUUUGAAAAUUUAAGCGAGAUAUUAGAGCCAAUGAGAUUGUUAUUGCGUGAAGGUGUAAAAUGGAAUUGGACAAAGGCUUGUGAGAAUGCUUUAAACAAAAUAAAAGAAAUGAUGAAAUCGGAUAAUUUUUUAGUACAUUUUAACAACAAUUUACAAAUUAUCCUAGCCACUGAUGCAUCGCCUGUAGGCGUAGGUGCUGUGUUAUCGCAUAUCAUGCCAGAUGGCUCGGAAAAACCGAUUCAAUUUGCUUCCCAAUCCUUAACUAGUUCACAACGUAAUUGGUCUCAAAUUGAUAAAGAGGCAUAUGCGAUCAUUUUUGGAGUGAAACGUUUUCACCAAUUUUUAUUUGGUCGGAAAUUUGUCUUGUAUACAGACCAUGCACCAUUAGCUCAAAUAUUUUCUCCACAAAAAGGCUUACCGAUAAUGUCUGCGAGUAGAAUGCAACACUAUGCUAUUUUUCUACAAAGUUUCAAUUUUGAAAUAAGAUUACCUGUAGAAUCCAAAAUUGAAAAUACUGUAGAAGAAUCUGACAUUUAUGAAAUUUCCCAAAUACACACAUUACCUGUAACAGUAGAUGAGUUAAGCAAACAAACAAAAUUAGACACAGAACUAGGACUUCUAUUGACCAUGCUAAAAGAAAAUAAUAAUGUUCCACAUUUAGUUAGAUUUGGAAUUAAUCAAUCAGAAUUUACAAUUCAAAAUGAUUGUAUUUUAAGAGGGAAUAGAGUCGUGAUACCUUCUAUAUUACGAAAGCGAAUUUUAAAAGACUUACAUUGCGCUCAUUUUGGAAUAGCACGAAUGUUAUCAUUAGCACGCAGUGUAUGUUGGUGGCCCGGAAUAGACGAGGACAUUAAAGCAGUAGUACAAAAUUGUUUAACCUGUGCGGAAAACAAAAAUAAUCCUCCUGAAAUUAAACAUCAUUGGGUUUAUCCUUCUUCACCAUUUGAUAGAGUUCAUGUAGAUUUUGCUGGACCAUUUUUAAAUGUAUAUUUUCUCAUCUUAAUUGAUGCAUAUUCAAAAUGGCCAGAGGUUCACAUUUUACACAAAAUUAAUACUGAUAAUACAAUUGAGAUAUUGCGUAGAAUUUUCUCUAUUUUCGGAAUUCCAAAUUGCUUAUGUACCGAUAAUGGAGUACAGUUUGUAAAUCCAAAGUUCGAAUUAUUUCUAAAAAGUCAAAAUAUAGUUCACAAACGAUCAGCCCCAUACCACCCUGCGACAAACGGACAAGUGGAAAGAACUACUCUUUCUUUAAUGUUACCAAAACCAGUAGAAAGAUCAUUCGAAGUAGGAGAUAGAAUUGCAGCGAGAAACUACUUAGGUCCACUCAAGUGGAAGUUUGGUAGAGUUACUAAAAAACUAGGGUUAUUACAUUAUGAAAUAACGUUAGAUGACGGAUUAGUCUGGAGGAGACAUAUUAAUCAGUUAUCAAAUUGUGGUGAAAAUCUUGAAAGGCAAUUACCAUGUGACUAUAGGAAUCAUGAAAUAAUAAAUCCACCCGAGAGUAAACCGGAUCCUAUAGUUAACCCAGAGGUAAGACAAGAAGAAAUACAUCCUGCUGAGACAUCAGAUAAUGCUGUAAUAUCAGAGCCUUCUGUUUCAGUUGUACCUAACUUACGACGUAGUAAACGUACACCUAAACCUAUUGAUAAGUUGAAUUUGUAA